AUGGGGGACUGGCAGCUGCUGGGGAGGCUGCUGGAGAGCAGCCAGGAGCACUCCACCGUGGUGGGCAAGGUCUGGCUGACGGUGCUCUUCGUCUUCCGCAUCCUGGUGCUGGGGGCCGCGGCGGAGAAGGUCUGGGGGGAUGAGCAGUCCGGCUUCUCCUGUGACACGAAGCAGCCCGGCUGCCAGAGCGUCUGCUACGACCAGACCUUCCCCAUCUCCCACAUCCGCUUCUGGGUGCUGCAGAUCAUCUUUGUCUCCACCCCGAGCCUCAUCUACCUGGGCCACAUCCUGCACCUGGUGCGCCGGGAGGAGAAGGCGUGGGCAGCCGGGGGGGUGGCUGGGGAGGCCGCCGGGAGCCCCGGUGCCCACCCCGGGACCAGCGGCGUGCCCACACGGGGCACGUGCAGCCGGAUCCACCUGCGAGGGGCCAUCCUGCGGACGUACAUCUGCAACAUCGUCUUCAAGGCCCUCUUUGAGGUGGGCUUCAUCCUGGGCCAGUACGCCCUCUACGGCCUCGAGCUGAAGCCCCUCUACACCUGCAGCCGCUGGCCCUGCCCCAGCACCGUCCACUGCUACAUCUCCCGGCCCACCGAGAAGACCAUCUUCAUCCUCUUCAUGCUGGCCGUGGCCUGCCUCUCCUUCCUGCUCAAUGUGGUGGAGAUGCUCCACGUGGCCGCCACCAAGUGCCGGCCCAAGCCCGGCUCCACGGCCAACGCCCCCGGCCGAGCCCGGCCCCUCCGCCCUAGCCGCACCCCCCCGGACAGCCGCUCCCCGCAGGAGGCCGAGCAAGCCCGCCCUGGUUCGGAGGCAGCCAGCCCAAGUCCCACCAGGGUGGGGGGCCAGAAGCGGGGCAGCAGGUCCAGCCAGAAGUGGAGGCCCAGCGACCUGUCUGUCUAG
This is a messenger RNA of Varanus komodoensis (Komodo dragon), 897 nucleotides long. Its product is annotated as gap junction alpha-3 protein-like. The transcript has a single exon. Gene Ontology annotation, biological process: cell communication. The record is from RefSeq and is a predicted model, not a curated record. Lineage: Eukaryota; Metazoa; Chordata; Lepidosauria; Squamata; Varanidae. The coding region runs from base 1 to 897 and encodes 298 amino acids. Gene Ontology annotation, cellular component: connexin complex.